Messenger RNA from Gigantopelta aegis, 4430 nucleotides. RefSeq names its product Bardet-Biedl syndrome 2 protein homolog. Gene Ontology annotation, molecular function: protein binding. Bases 246 to 2474 code for a protein of 742 amino acids. Gene Ontology annotation, cellular component: motile cilium; membrane; ciliary basal body. NCBI's taxonomy places the organism in Eukaryota, Metazoa, Mollusca, Gastropoda, Neomphalida, Peltospiridae. The record is from RefSeq and is a predicted model, not a curated record. The transcript has a single exon. Gene Ontology annotation, biological process: non-motile cilium assembly.
GUGUGUUAUUGUCUAACACAACAGAGAUAUCCGACACUACUGAAUUAUUGAGGAUUGUUUAUGAUACUCACUUAAAGGUACCGGUUAAGCAUUUUUUAGAUGAUAAUAUUUACUUCCGGUGUGAAAUGUUUGGUUGGAAACGAGACGUUCUUACAUCCUAGAUUAGCCUACGUUCUUUGAUAACACUGUAACACAUUCUCUUUUCACUGAUGUUCGUUUAUUUGUAGCGGAACGUAAAUAUCAAAAUGUUGGUGCCAAUUUUUACGCUCAAAUUGAAUCAUAAAGUUAAUGCUCGUAUGGUGACGAUAGGGAAAUACGAUGGCACAAACCCUUCUCUCAGCUGCGCGACAACGGCUGGUAAAGUCAUCAUUCACAACCCUCACAAUCGCGGCCAGAACACAGGUCGAAUGUCUCUGAGUGCCGAGGGCGACAUUUCCCUUCUGAAUAUUAACCAGCAAGUGACGUCAGUGUGUGCAGGAGUACUGGAUGGAAAUGCCGCCAAAGAUGUUCUUGUUGUUGGCACCCAGACAAAUGUUCUCGCCUAUGAUGUGGAAAAUAACUCUGAUCUUUUUUACAAAGACACACCAGAUGGAUCGAAUGCGAUAAUCGUGGGCAAACUUGGAAGCAUUGAAACACCUCUUGCAAUAAUCGGAGGAAACUGCUCCAUUCAAGGUUUUGACAAAGGUGGCAAUGAUUCAUUUUGGACAGUUACUGGUGAUAAUGUUUGCUCAUUGGCAAUGCUCGAUUUUAAUGCAGAUGGACAGAAUGAGCUUAUUGUUGGCUCAGAAGACUUUGAUAUUCGUAUUUUUAGAGAAGAUGAAAUUAUUGCAGAAAUAACUGAAACAGAAGCUAUUACAUCACUGUGUCCAAUGAGGAACACUCGCUUUGGGUAUGCACUAGCCAAUGGAACUGUUGGUGUUUACGAUCGAACAUCUCGGUACUGGAGAAUCAAAUCUAAAAAUUAUGCUGUAUCUAUCCUUAGCUUUGACCUUGACUCAGAUGGGGUUCCAGAGCUUGUCACAGGGUGGAGUAAUGGGAAAAUUGAUGCUAGAAGUGACAGAACGGGUGAAGUUAUAUUUAAAGAUACGUUUGGCCAUCCUGUUGCUGGCAUUGUUCGAGGAAAUUACAGAAUGGACACCAUGGAUCAGCUGAUUUGUGUUUCAUCAGAAGGUGAAGUGCGAGGCUACAAUCCUGCUCCAUCUGAAAUGCAUGGCAAUUUGAUGAGCAACAAUGUUGAACAGGACACGAUUAGAGAUCUUAGUCAAAGAAAACGGAAUUUACUUCUUGAGCUACGGAACUAUGAUGAAAACUCUAAGGCUGCUGCUCUGGCUGGUGGUAAGGAUUCUGGUGGUGGAUUAUUAUCAGGCCAAGGAGGUGUGGGGAUUUCAAAAACGGGGAAGUUUUCCAUGACAGGAGAAUAUGACUCGAGCUCACAAGUUGGUGUAAUUCCUGCCAACACUCAGUUGCAGACCACUCUGUCUGUCAAUUGUGGUAGUAGCAACCAGGCACCUUUUGUAGAGCUGACAAUCACCACAACAAAUGACACCAUUAUUCGGGCUGUUUUGAUAUUUGCUGAGGGAAUAUUUGAAGGAGAGAGUCACGUCAUUCAUCCGAGCCCUGAUAAGUUGACCACAUCGCUGACAGUACCGUUGGUGCCACCUAAAGACAUUCCUGUUGAUCUUCACAUAAAGUCUCUAGUUGGCUACAAAAACAGUUCACAGUAUCAUGUGUUUGAACUCAGCAGAAUGCUACCCCGCUUUUCCAUGUACUACUUGCUAUCUGACGGCAACUUCAAACCGUCACAGAGUUCAGUGGUGUUUCAGGUGAAUGAUCGAAUACAACGAUUGGUCAUGUGGAUUAAUCAGAGUUUCUUGAUGAUGGAGGAUCUCGUCUGUGAGGGCGAACUGAACAUUGCUUUCAUGUCCCUGCGAGGAUCUGGUCCUCUCAUCAUCCAGAUGAACCUCUCUGGUCAGAUCACAAUCCGAACAGAUGACAUGGAUCUGGCUGGCGACAUCAUCCAGUCUCUUGCAAGCUUUCUCAAUCUUGAUGACUUGAUGUCCACAGCAGAUUUUCCAAACGAAAUGGAAAAAUUGUCCAAAAUCCUCGUUGAUGUCAAUGAGUAUCAUUCUGUGAGGCAGAAACUCACUGCAGAGAUGGCCGAUCAUUCAAAUCUCAUUCGAAGCAUGGUGGUGCGAGCGGAGGAUUCACGGAUUAUGGGGGAUAUGAUGGGGAUGAAGAAGGGCUACAAUGAGCUGUUUGAUCUGAACCGGGAUCUGAUGAUGGGCUACAAGAUCCGCUGCAACAACCACCAGGAGCUGCUGAAUCUGCUCAAGCAGGUGAAUCAGAUCAUCCAGAAAGCUGGACGACUCCGAGUGGGCAAGUACAAGACCCAGGUGGUGAACGCAUGUCGUGCUGCCAUUAAAAAUGACAAUAUCAAUGGACUGUAUAAAAUCAUUAAGGCCGGAACUGGUUAAGGACUAAAAGACUGCAGAAAUCAUUUUCAUGUAUGUUUACUCUGACUGUUGUGUGUAUAAAUUACACUGGUUUAUCAUUGUGGGAAUGUUAUGAAGUUUAUGUUUCAUAUACUGUAUACUGUAUAAUACAUGUAUUUUUGAAUCAUUAAUUUUUUUUUUACAAAAUGAAAUAUUAAUCAGGCUUCUAAAAAUGCAAGAACGAUUAAUUUUGCGUUUACAUAUUUUUUAACUCGUGCAUUAAACUUAUGACUUUAUUUACAUGGAUGUAAUGUGUUAUGCAAAAAGGAAAAGGUUAUUUGAAUUUAUUUUUGCAUAACUCAUAAAAUGGCUUAGGCAAUAUUAAAGUUUUUAGGGGCAUGAUAUCUAAUGGUUGCAUUUAGAUAUAUAUACAAUGUACAUAUACACAAUGGGAAAAAUAUCCGCCCGGUUCCCCCUUCCCCUAACCCUAACCCUAGCCCUAACCCCAGCCAUAAUCCCAACCCUAACCCAACCCUAACCCUAACCCUAACCCUAACCCUAACCCUAACCCUAACCCUAACCCUCAACCCUAACUAAAAAUAAUAAUGGAGGGGACCGGGCGGAUAUUAUACCACACAAUGUACAAACAUUUAAUAGGACCCACAGUUGUAAUAUUUAUUCUAAUAACAGUGAUUGGCAAAGCAAAUACAGUGAGUUGACAUGACAGUGUCAUGAAAUGUUUAUUAAAUGACAAAGUGAAAAGAUCUUAAAAGUUAAAGACAUAAAACAGACAAAAAUAGGCUACACUGUUUUUUAACCCUUGGAGGUUAAACGUCUACAUAUUGAAAAAUGUGUAGCUAAAAGUUAACCCGGGUUAUUUUAAUUUUGCAGUCAUACCAGUCAGACUAUGCUUUUACCCAGAUUAACUUUAUUUAACUCCACUUUUACCUUCUCCCGUAGAUUGCUAACACAUCUAGUAUCUUGACUUUGCUGUCGAGGUCGCAGCAAUUGCUUCUUUACUUCCACUACUUCUGAUAGCAUGUUAAAACUUUGCAAAAACUAAAGUGAUAUUAAACUUUAAAAAAAAGGACUACUGGUGAUCAAGAAGGUGACUAAGACCUGACUACAUAAUGGUACAUGUACAUGUAUGAAUGUAAAUUGUGUUUUAGAUGUGGGUUUCUUUUAUUUCAGAGUAUCACUAAUACUUCAUGAAGUAAUGACAUCAUAGGCCAGAGACAUUAACCCAUGUUAUUUUAACAUAGAUUUGACUCUGGUUAAAACUAACCCAACUUAAAACACAGCUUAUAUGGACAUGGUAAAAAAAUUUUUUUGGUAUAAAGGCUGUCUGUAUUAAACAUUUCUAAUUUUUCCCAGGAACAUAUCCACGAUUUUGAAAGGGGGAGUCACAAAAUUCUGUAUCCAUGGGUAUGCUUUCCAGAACAUUUUAAAAGAAAGAUGCUCAGAGACGCACCCUGACACUACUAUGUUUCUGGGGUUAAUAUAUAUAUUUUAUUUUUUAAAUGCUCAGAGACGCAUUUUCAGGCCAGUUUAGUAAUUGUAUAUUGUGGAUGACAAAUUUAAAAAAAAAAAACCCCGGCCAUUUUAAACAAAAUGGGGGAGGCCAUAGGACCUGUGAUUCCCAUCAGGAUCCCCUAAUGUCACCCAUGAUUUUUAUGUAAAACUUAAAAGUGCUUCUGGUUGUUAACAUGUAUUUACAGAUCUGUGUACAGGGUGUUAGAUCUUUGUUAGUAUUUAAAGUUGUUCUCUUCACAGUGUUUGUCAAUGUUAAACAGUUGACAGUUGUCCGUAAGUUGUUAUUAAAUAAAUGAUCUAAAUGCAAUUGUUAUUAUUUUUAAACUAUUCAGACAGUGUGAAAUUUAAAUGUUGGCUAUUACAGGUGACAACAAAUUGAACAAUUCAUUCUUUUAUGUAAAUGAAUUUUUCUCCCUUCCCCCACUUUGUUGGUAUCUAAUUAAAAUAAUCUUUCUUACACACCCA